CCUCUUUGUCCCUCACUUCAUUUUUUUUAACUGCUACUGCUACUUGUUAAAAGAACCGGAGUUUUUUUAGCUUUCCUCGCCCAACCCAACGUUCCCUUCCCUUCCCUUCAAAAGGGGCAUCACAGGUAGUAUUGGAAGAGAGUUAAUUUUGAUAGUCAUGGAAAGACUGAACUCAAAUCUGUACCUGCAGAACUGUUACAUAAUGAAAGAGAAUGAAAGGCUGAGGAAGAAAGCACAGCUUCUGAACCAAGAGAAUCAAGCACUGUUAUCUGAGCUGAAACAGAAACUCUCCAAGGCCAAUAACAACAAUUCCAAGGGAAAAAAUUCAGCAACUAGUGCCAUUCCUGACCUAAACCUUGGCUCAACUUCUAACCCAAAUCCUAGCCAACCCUGAUUCCCCAAGAUAGACAUUAUGAUCCAAUGUACACCCCCCCCCCGGGCCCUUGGCCUCCCUUUUUUCUUUUUCUGUAAAACCAUAGCUAAACGGUGGUAGAAGGCUAGAUUUAGCUUCAUUUCAGCUAAAUAUAGGGUAGUUGUAGUAUCUUUCUCCAUCUUUCUCAGUAUCUUCUUUUGUGGGGGAUGAUCUGGAUUUACGAUCAACGAAGGAUGUAUGAGUCUAUCUGCUAGGAAUCAAUAUAAUAUUAUCACAUUUCUAGUCUAA
Gossypium raimondii (Peruvian cotton) is the source of this 661-nucleotide messenger RNA. RefSeq lists its product as hypothetical. NCBI's taxonomy places the organism in Eukaryota, Viridiplantae, Streptophyta, Magnoliopsida, Malvales, Malvaceae. The transcript is spliced from 2 exons. The record is from RefSeq and is a predicted model, not a curated record. Bases 158 to 394 code for a protein of 78 amino acids.